Messenger RNA from Saccoglossus kowalevskii, 1323 nucleotides. RefSeq names its product post-GPI attachment to proteins factor 6-like. Gene Ontology annotation, cellular component: membrane. NCBI's taxonomy places the organism in Eukaryota, Metazoa, Hemichordata, Enteropneusta, Harrimaniidae. The record is from RefSeq and is a predicted model, not a curated record.
AUGGCGGAUAUGGGUAAAUGUUGUGUUCACCUGUGUCUACGGUGGUUUGUGUUUUUCUUUAUCACAGAAUUUGCUUCACCGGAAUACAGGACAGGCAAUGAGGAGGUAGCUUCCAAUUCACAGUGGUAUCAACCAGUUGAAGUAUUUGAAUACAAAGGAUAUAGGAAUGUUCAGCUAUUCCACUACAAAAUGGCAAGUCACGUUACCGAGUCUAUGUGGCAUUUUACGGCCUUCCAGAAGGGGGAUGAUUCCUGUCAGCAAAUGAACGUUCAGAUAGCUUUACAGUGGGGCAGCUAUCCAGUUAUAAAUCCAACAAACACAUCAUUCCCUGAAGACACUGUCUUGAAAAGAACUGCUUUACUGGAGUUUGAGACACCUAGUGACUAUUCAGUAAAAUUUCUUACUUAUGGUAGUCCCUUGGAAGGUGAUUGGUUUGCAGCAGCAUAUCUUCCCUCCCCAACAGAAUCCGCCGAAAUCCAACCUCAUGGACUUGGUGAAACAUGUCAUUAUUUCCUUGGUUCAUGGUUGGAGUACAAACGACAAGUAGACAUACCAGUAUUAACAUCUUAUACAGUCUUUGAAGAUUACAUGCAUGACAGUAAAGAUAGUUUUUAUUACAAAUUUUAUGUGGCGACUAACUUCAGGACAUUGCAGUUCAUUUUGAAUGGUUGUGAAUUAAAUUCAUCGCUUACAUUAGAUACCAGAUGUCCCCUGGAAAUUGCUGUUCGUCCAAAUGCACUUCCUCAUCAAUACGUUGAUUGGACUGAUUGUAAUGAUACAUGUGACAUACAGGUCAUACAACCACUCAGAUCUUCUUGGUAUUAUUUAGAAGUGAAACGAACGAUUGAAAAUGUAUCCAUUUCUUUUGUACUCAGUGUAGAAGUUGAAGACUGUAAAGCAUCAGAUGGUUACCAUCUAUACCAAGUUCCAACUUCGGACAGUCAUCACCAUCCCAUGAAUAUUGAAGUACUCACCCCACACAUAGAGUCAACUUUUCCCUAUGUAAAGAAUGUUGACAGCAAUGAGGUGGAAAGCAGGACAUCAUCACUGUAUCAAAUGAACCCUAAGGAAUCACAGUUUACAAACCUAAAUACAUUUGAUGAUGUUUUUGACAACAAUACUUGCUUACCUGGUGCACCAAUGGAACGUUUGAAAUAUGUACAGGACUUCUCAAUAAAGUACACUCAUAGAGAUUCAACUCAUAAUAGUACCUAUAAUGUGGUGUUUGUUGAGCCGAUGAAGCCAAGUAUUGUAUCAUUUGACAUCAGACCCAUCAUUGAACUUGGUGGUAGUAUCACUGUUAUUGUAAAACUACUAGAAGAA